Orycteropus afer afer is the source of this 3129-nucleotide messenger RNA. It is a transcript of the gene MYO1A, whose product is annotated as myosin IA. The coding region runs from base 1 to 3129 and encodes 1042 amino acids. Gene Ontology annotation, molecular function: ATP binding; actin filament binding; microfilament motor activity. The record is from RefSeq and is a predicted model, not a curated record. Gene Ontology annotation, biological process: actin filament organization; sensory perception of sound; vesicle transport along actin filament. NCBI's taxonomy places the organism in Eukaryota, Metazoa, Chordata, Mammalia, Tubulidentata, Orycteropodidae. The transcript is spliced from 27 exons. Gene Ontology annotation, cellular component: brush border; cytoplasm; microvillus.
AUGCCUUUUCUGGAAGAUUCCGUGGGAGUGGAGGACCUCAUCCUCCUGGAACCCCUGACACAGGAGUCUCUGCUCAAGAACCUCCAGCUUCGCUAUGAAAAGAAAGAGAUUUACACCUACAUUGGGAACGUGGUGGUCUCAGUGAAUCCCUACCAACAGCUGUCCAUCUAUGGCCCCGAGUUCAUUGCCAAAUACCGGGACUAUACCUUCUAUGAGCAGAAGCCCCACAUUUAUGCAUUGGCCAAUGUGGCAUACCAGUCACUGAAGGACCAGGACCGAGACCAGUGUAUCCUCAUCACAGGCGAAAGUGGAGCUGGCAAGACUGAGGCUAGUAAGCUGGUGAUGUCUUAUGUGGCAGCUGUCUGUGGGAAAGGGGAGCAGGUGAAUUCUGUGAAAGAGCAACUACUUCAGUCAAACCCAGUACUGGAGGCUUUUGGCAAUGCCAAGACAAUACGCAACAACAACUCCUCUCGAUUUGGAAAAUACAUGGAUAUUGAGUUUGACUUCAAGGGAUCUCCCCUUGGUGGCGUCAUCACAAAUUAUCUGCUUGAGAAAUCUCGAGUGGUGAAACAGCUUAAAGGAGAAAGGAACUUCCACAUCUUCUAUCAGCUGCUCGCUGGGGCAGACACACAGUUGCUAAAGGCCCUGAAGCUUGAGCGGGAAAUAAGUCACUAUUCUUAUCUGAACCGGGAUGUGUCCAGAGUGGAUGGUAUAGAUGAUGUCUCCGAUUUUAAGGCUGUACAGAGUGCCAUGACUGUGAUUGGGUUCUCGGAGGAGGAGAUUCGACAGGUGCUAGAGGUGACGGCCUUGGUGCUGAAACUGGGGAACGUGGAGCUGGCGGAUGAGUUCCAGGCCAGUGGGAUACCAGCAAGUGGGAUCCGUGAUAGGCAAGGUAUUCAGGAGAUUGGGAAGAUGGUGGGUUUAAAUUUAGAGGACCUGGAGAGAGCUUUGUGUUCAAGGACUAUGGAAACAGCCAAAGAAAAAGUGGUCACUGCACUAAGUGUCACCCAGGCUCAGUAUGCUCGGGACGCUUUGGCCAAGAACAUCUACAACCGCCUCUUCAACUGGAUAGUGUAUCGAAUAAACGAGAGUAUCAAGGUGGGCACUGGAGAAAAGAAGAAGGUAAUGGGGGUCCUGGAUAUCUACGGCUUUGAAAUAUUACAGGAUAAUAGCUUUGAGCAAUUUGUGAUCAACUACUGCAACGAGAAGCUACAGCAGGUGUUCAUAGAGUUAACCCUGAAAGAGGAGCAGGAGGAGUAUAAGAGAGAGGGAAUACCAUGGACAAAGGUGGACUACUUUGAUAAUGGUAUCAUCUGCAACCUUAUUGAACAUAGUCAGCGAGGUAUCCUGGCCAUGCUCGAUGAGGAGUGCCUGCGGCCUGGAGUGGUCAGUGACUCUACCUUCCUAGCGAAGCUCAACCAACAAUUCUCCAAGCAUGAUCACUAUGAGAGCAAAGUCACUCAGAAUGCCCAGCGCCAGUACGAUCACACCAUGGGCCUCAGCUGCUUCCGUAUCUGCCACUAUGCCGGCAAGGUGACAUACAAUGUGACCAGCUUCAUUGACAAAAAUAACGACUUACUCUUCCGGGACCUGUCCCAGGCUAUGUGGAAGGCCCAGCACCCCCUCCUUCGCUCCUUGUUCCCUGAGGGUGAUCCCAAGCAGGCAUCUCUCAAACGCCCUGCAACUGCUGGGGCUCAGUUCAAGAGUUCUGUGGUUACACUCAUGAAGAACCUGUACUCCAAGAACCCCAACUACAUCAGGUGCAUUAAGCCCAAUGAGCAUCAGCAGCAUGGUCAGUUCUCCUUGGAGCUGGUGGCCACCCAAGUUCAGUACCUGGGGCUGCUGGAGAAUGUGCGAGUGCGACGGGCAGGCUAUGCCUAUCGCCAGGGGUAUGGGCCCUUCCUGGAAAGGUACAGACUACUGAGCCGGAGCACCUGGCCUCGCUGGAACGGAGGAGAGAGGGAGGGGGUUGAGAAGGUCAUGGGGGAGCUGAUUGUGGCCUCAGAGGAGCUGGCUUUUGGGAAGACAAAGAUCUUCAUUAGGAAUCCCAAGACUCUUUUCUACCUGGAAGAGCAGCGGCGCCUUAAACUCCAGCAGCUGGCCACACUCAUCCAGAAGACAUACCGAGGCUGGCGCUGCCGCACCCACUACCAGCUGAUGCGCAAGAGUCAGAUCCUCAUCUCUUCCUGGUUUAGGGGCAACAUGCAAAAGAAACGCUAUGGGAAGAUUAAGGCAUCUACACUAUUGAUCCAGGCAUUUGUGAGAGGGUGGAAGGCCCGCAAGGAUUAUCGAAAAUAUUUCCGGUCAGGGGCGGCCCUCACUUUGGCAGAUUUCAUCUACAAGAGCAUAGCACAGAAAUUCCUACUGGGGCUGAAGAAUAAUCUGCCAUCCACCAAAGUCUUGGACAACAAGUGGCCAACUGCUCCUUACAAGUGUUUCCACGCGGCUAAUCAGGAGCUGCGGCAGCUCUUCUACCAAUGGAAGUGCAAGAAGUUCCGGGAUCAGCUGUCCCCCGCGCAGGUAGAAGUCUUGAGGGAGAAGCUCUGUGCCAGUGAACUGUUCAAGGGCAAAAAGGCGUCAUACCCCCAGAGUGUCCCCAUACAAUUCCACGGUGACUACAUUGGGCUGCAAGGGAAUCCCAGACUACAGAAGCUGAAGGGCAGUGAGGAAGGGCCUAUUCUAAUGGCAGAGACUGUGAAGAAGGUCAAUCGUGGCAAUGGCAAGACCUCCCCUCGGAUUCUCCUCCUGACCAAGAGGCAUGUGAUUCUCACAGACACCAAGAAGUCCCAGGCCAAUAUUGUCAUUGGGCUGGACAGUGUGGCUGAGGUGUCAGUGACAGGCUUUAGGGAUGGACUCUUUACCUUGCAUCUGAGUGAGAUGUCAUCAGUGGGCUCCAAGGGAGACUUCCUGCUGAUCAGUGACCAUGUGAUUGAACUGCUGACCAAGAUGUACCGGGCUGUGCUCAAUGCCACACAGAGGCAGUUGCCAGUCACUGUGACUGAGAAGUUCUCAGUGAAGUUCAAGGAGGGCAAUGUGUCUGUCAAGGUCAUCCAGGGUCCUGGGGGUGGUGGGGACGGCAAGCUAAGAUGCAAGAAGAAGGGGAGUCGUGACCUGGAGGUGACUGUGUAG